AUGGCUUUCCAGGGGGGAGCUAGAGAAGAAUAUACUCGACCGUUUGGAUCCCCUAAAGCCUCCGGGUUCGGUCAAGGCUUCGGGUUCGGUAAAGCCUCUGGGCCCUCCCCGUUCGCUCCAGCCUCCGGGUCCGGUCAACCCCCCCCGUUCACUAAAGCCUCUGGGUCCUCCCCGUUCGCUCAACCCUCCGGGUCCGGUCAACCCUCCCCGUUUGCCUCGUGCGCCCCCUCUGAUCCCACCACAUCAGCGUUCGGUCGAUCCCCCCCUGUCGACGUUACCACCCCGCCCCCACGCUCUCCCACCAAAUCUUCGUUUGAUAAACCCCUCCCCACCGACGUCGCCGCCCUCCAGUCCAUAGUCCGUACCCUCUUCGCCGAGGUCAAGGCCACCACAAGCGUCAACACGCACCUCGCCGCCAGUGUCGCCCGCCUCCAAGGGUCACAAUCAGCACCGUCCACCACCACCCCCACUCCUGCUACCACAGCUAACUCCACUCCCACCCCCACUACCCUCCCCCCACACCUUCCCAUUGACAACCCCCGCACCAUCGCCAGUGGCCGAGGUUGCGCCUCCCCUGAGCUCUUCCAGGAACUCAUCAAAAAGAACUGGCAUGGCCGUCUAGGCCGCACACAUAUGGUCGACGUCGACGCCCUCCCCGCCACGGCGCUCUCCGAGCUCGACUGCCUUAUAAGGCGAAAGCUGCUUGCCAACUUCCCGCGCGGGAAGCCUAAUGUACCUCCCGAUGCAGACACGAUCUUUGCAAGUCUUGCGGCCCUAGGGCUGCGGCUGGAGGACCGCGGGGCGUAUGCGGAUUUGCCGAUUGCAAAUGAUGGUGACACGUUGAAAGAUGCACCGACGCUUAGAAGGGGGGUGAACCAUGCGGCGUGGUAUUAUAGUAAGGAAAAUUAUGGGGACUAUUGGAAGGGGGUGGUGCAGGAAACGUUGGUGGAGCUGGCGAGGUAUAGAGGGUUGUUUGAUGACGAGGGGUUUCUGAAGACAGAGUAG
Molecule: messenger RNA, 1005 nt
Organism: Morchella sextelata
Lineage: Eukaryota; Fungi; Ascomycota; Pezizomycetes; Pezizales; Morchellaceae
Exons: 2
Coding region: 1-1005 (334 amino acids)
Source: RefSeq, a predicted model, not a curated record